Paramecium sonneborni is the source of this 3185-nucleotide messenger RNA. The record is from the annotation of a GenBank genome assembly. Lineage: Eukaryota; Ciliophora; Oligohymenophorea; Peniculida; Parameciidae.
AUGUCAGAACAUUUAGAAGUGGCACAAAUAGCAAUAGUUAUUUUUUUCAUCUUUAUUGCUCUGACAAUAGGAGGCAUAGUAAGUGAAAUAACUAAAAAAAUUAUGAUUCCAUACCCUGCUGCAGUUUUUCUGGUAGGUAUAUUAAUAGGAUGUUAAUUUAAUAAUAUUCAUAAUCAUUUACUGCAUAGAACAGUCUAAGCUGCAUUUAACAUAGAUGCUAAUUCGAAUAUGACAUUGUUUUUGCCUGCAUUAGUGUUUAGUAGUGCUUUUAAUGCAGAUAUAUAUAUAAUGAAGCAAUAGAUUAUGCAAAUAUUUGUACUUUCAUUUCCCAGCCUUCUUAUUUCAGCAUCUUUAAUUUGUUUAGGAUUGAAAUUGCUCUUCAAUUAUAGUGAUGAAUUUUAUAGUUGGGGAUUUGCUUUUGUAUUUGGAGUAGUAGUAACAUGUACUGAUACAUUUCAAGUCGUAAAACUACUAAGUAACGCUGAAGCUCCAAAAAGGUUUAUAUCUUUAGUAUAGGGAGAGAGUUUAAUUAAUAAUUGUGCAUCAAUAGUAUUAAUGCUUAUUGCAGUUAAUUGUGCAAGAGGAGAUUGUGAUCUUUUGACAGUAGAAUUAUCCUAUGGAAUAUCAUUGUUAUUGGGUGGAGCAUUUGUAGGUGUGAUGUUUGGAUUCUUCACAGUUUGGUGGAUAAGAAGAGUCAAUCACAAUUCAAUAUUAACAAUCAAUCUUACAAUUGUUUCAGCAUAUGUAACAUAUUUCGUAGCUGAAUCUGUAGAUUUAGGAUUUACUAAGAAUGGAUUAGUAGCAGUGAUUUCUUUAGGCCUAUUCAUGUCUGCCUUUUCAAAAAUUCGAAUUAGAACUGAAGUAGAACAUCCAUUACAAAUAUUUUGGUAAUAUAUUCAAUUUGCAAAUGAAACCAUAAUUUUUAUAAUUACAGGUGUCACAUGUGGAUAUAAAAUAUUUGAUCAGCAAAGUCCUUAUAUACGAAAACAAGAUUAUAUUAAUACUGUAUUCCUUUAUUUAUAUAUACUAUUAUCAAAAUUCAUAAGUGUAUUGUUACUCUUACCUACUAUUAAUUUAUAUGGAUAAUAAGUUAAAAUGAGUGAGGCUAUAUUAUUUUCAUAUAGUGGUACAAGAGGCGCUGUAUAAUUGAUGCUUGCUUUGCUAGUAGUUAAAGAACCAUCAUUUAGUGAUUAAUGGAGUGACAUAUUUUUAUUUCAUACUACUUUUAUUGUAAUUUUAACAAUGCUAAUCAAUGGAUCAACAAUACCUUUAUACAUUAAGUUUAGUGGAUUAUGUGCAACUGCUUAAUAUAGGGCGAAAGUGAGAUUGAACUUUUUACAAGAAAUGAAAGAGUAAAUUGAAUUUAAAUUAAAUUAAAUGAAAGAAGAUUAUAAAUAGAAAACAAUAGAUUGGAAUAAAGUUGAAUUCUUUUCAGGAUUGGCUGAAGCUAAUCAAUAGAUAUAAUAAAAAGAUGAUAAACUUAGUAAAAAAUAAUUAGAUGAAGAUUUUAAACAUAAAAAGGAAAAAGAAUCUAGUAUAGUUGGACGAUUUCAAAAAUUACUUAAAAGUAAAGGAUUAUAAGAUGAUUAUAAUGAUGAUGAUGUUGAUGCUGAUAAUAUUAUAGAAACAAGAGAUAGAUUUUUAAUGGCCUUAAAAUAAACAUAUUGGGAUUUGUAUUCAUAAAAUUAAUGUGGAGGGAAAGCAUAUAAUUUACUAAUUGAAUCUGUUAGAUGGGAUUUAGAUACUGUUGAAGGUAGAAUGUGUUCUUGGGAUUUCAUUUAUAAUGUUUUUUAUUCACCAAUUUAUAUGAGAUUCUUAUAUAAUUUGAAUAAAUUUCCUAUAAUUCGUAGAUUUUCAGGAGAUUUACUAUUUGAUUGGGUAGCUAUAGGAUAUGAAGUUAUUUCUACAUAUGUAAGAGCACAUGAAGGUAAUCUUAUAUCAUUCAUUUAGAAAUGGAAAAUAUGAUAGAAGAAUUCCCUAUUAAUACUACAUUAAAAAAGAAACUAUCCAAAGAAUCUAAAGAAAAUAGAACCAAUGCUGAAAAUUUCAUAGAAGGAUAUUUUUAUGUUAGUUUUCCUGAAAUAAUCAAAUUGAUACAAACUAAAAAAUCAGCAUAAGGAUGUCUAGCAAGUUAAGGUAAAUAUUUAUUAAGAAAAUAUGAAUUAGGAGAAUUGGAUGUAAGUAUAUUAUAUUUAUUAUUAAAUAGUUUCAACAAUAUUAAAAAUUGAAAUUAUAAUUAAACUAUUUUGUCUGUAAUGUUGAAGAUAUCAGACCUAUUUGGCCAUAAAUAUCUAUACAUAGUAAACUAAAAGUACUCCCAUUAUUUAGUGAAUUUAAUGAAGACUUAUUAAGAUAAUUAGCAUUAUAAUCCAAAGAACUUUUAUUUGAUAAAGAUGAAUGUAUUUAUAAAGAAGGAGAUUUAACAAGAUAUUUCUAUAUUAUUACAAGAGGAAGAGUUAAUGAGACUAGUUCAGGAAGCUCUAAUUUUUCAGUCUCAAAAGAUAUUGGUUAGUUACUAUCAUGUCAUCAUAUAGUUUUAGAAUCAACUUUAUAUAUUUCAUAAGUAGUGGCAGCAUCAUUAGUUGAAGUGAUAUAAAUUGAGAUUGAGUUGAUGGUUUCUCUUUAUAAAUAAAGUCUUUAUAUGCAAGAUUUUGUUUGGAGGGAUAGUAUUUUUAGUUUAAGCAGAUUCUAUCCAAAAGAAUUCUAAAUAUUUUCUCUAGUUGAUAAGGAAAGCAUUGAAAAUAUUUUAACUUUUGCUGUUUUCAAAAAGUAUUCUGCCUAAGCAAAUGUAUCCUUUUAGGCAGGAAUUUUAUUGUAAGGAAGACUUAUAGAAGCCAAAUAAGAAUAGAAAGUUGAUAAAGAUUAAUCUGAUGAAGAUUGCAUUAAUGAAAGUUUAACGGGUCCUUUAUUAUUUCCAUUUAUUAACUAAACUUAUAGUUAUUAAUCAGAAAGUGUAUGUUCAUUCUUCUUAUUUGAUGAUACAAAGAAAGAUGAAAUUAUGAAACUUAUACAGACUGAAAGAUCAUCAGAAAGAAGACGAACUCGUCUUUAGACAGAUUUAAGAUUUAGUGUUUCUGGAGUGAAUAGGUAAUGUUUUUAUCUAAUUGUAUAGAUAAUCCUUUGGAUUCUCUUAUCUUUUAAGACCUUCUAAAGUUAAUUUGGACAUAAAUGAUUCUAAACAUUGA